This is a messenger RNA of Suncus etruscus (white-toothed pygmy shrew), 2536 nucleotides long. It is a transcript of the gene APLP2, whose product is annotated as amyloid beta precursor like protein 2. The transcript has 13 exons. Gene Ontology annotation, cellular component: membrane. Gene Ontology annotation, molecular function: heparin binding; serine-type endopeptidase inhibitor activity; transition metal ion binding. Gene Ontology annotation, biological process: axonogenesis; central nervous system development. The record is from RefSeq and is a predicted model, not a curated record. Bases 113 to 2083 code for a protein of 656 amino acids. Lineage: Eukaryota; Metazoa; Chordata; Mammalia; Eulipotyphla; Soricidae.
UCAGAUGCUUCUGGGUCGCGGUCGAGUCGCUUCUUGGUUUGAGUGCGCCUGCGCGAGUCGGAUCCUGCAAGCAGCUUGCAAGUGCUAAAGAGACCUGGUCGGUCGGCGAGGGAUGGCGGUCAGCGGCAGUACGGCCGCCGUGGCCCCUACUCCGGGUCGGCUCCUGCUGCUGCUGCUGCUGCUGCUGGGGCUCACGGCUCCCAACGCCGCCUUGGCGGGCUACGUGGAGGUGUUGGCAGCCAACGCAGGCACACGCUUUGCUGUCGCUGAACCCCAGAUAGCAAUGGUCUGCGGGAAGCCGAACAUGCACGUGAACAUCCAGACUGGAAAGUGGGAGCCUGACCCCACGGGUACCAAGAGCUGCUUCAGAAACAAAGAGAUGAUUCUCCAGUACUGCCAGGAGAUGUACCGCAAGCUGCAGAUCACGAAUGUGGUGGAAGCCAACCAGGAGGUCACUAUAGACAACUGGUGUCUCCGGGACCAGAAGCAGUGUCAGAGCCACCAGGUGACCCCCUUCAAGUGUCUGGUGGGCGAGUUCGUGAGUGACGUCCUGCUGGUGCCUGAGAAAUGCCAGUUCUUCCACAAGGAGCACAUGGAAGUGUGUGAAAACCACCAACAGUGGCACACAAUGGUCAAAGAGGCCUGUUUGACCCAGGGGAUGGCGCUGUACAGCUAUGGCAUGCUGCUGCCUUGCGGCUUGGACGAGUUUCACGGCACCGAGUUCGUGUGCUGCCCCCAAGCCAAGGUCAUGGCAUCUGCCAUGGUGAAGGAGAACGAGGGCGAGGAUGAUGAUGAUGAGGAUGAUGUUGAUGAGGACGAGGACGAAGAGGAGGAGGACUAUGAUCUCUAUAAAAGAGAGUUUCCUACUGAAGCGGAUUUGGAAGACUUCACAGAGGCAGCUGUGGAGGAGGAUGAGGAGGUGGAGCAGGAAGACGAAGAGGAGGAGGAGGAAGAGGAUGAGGAGGAGGAGGAUGAGGAUGAUAUAGUGGAGGAAGAUCGUGACUACUAUUAUGACAGCUACAAGGGGGAUGACUACAAGGAAGAAAACCCCACAGAGCCCAGCCCAGUCUUGGAGAAGGUCGCCGCUCAUGAUGCUAAAGCUGUCUGCUCCCAGGAGGCCAUGACCGGGCCCUGCCGGGCAGUGAUGCCCCGCUGGUACUUCGACCUCGCCCAGGGCAAGUGCGUGCACUUUAUCUAUGGCGGCUGCGGAGGCAACAGGAACAAUUUUGAGUCUGAGGACUAUUGUAUGGCUGUGUGUAAGACCAUGAUUCCCCCCACACCACUGCCCACCAGUGACGUGGAUGUGUACUUCGAGACGUCAGCUGAUGACAAUGAGCAUGCCCGCUUCCAGAAGGCCAAGGAGCAGCUGGAGAUCCGCCACCGGCACCGCAUGGACCGGGUGAAGAAGGAGUGGGAAGAGGCUGAGCUGCAGGCCAAGAACCUCCCCAAAGCUGAGAGGCAGACACUCAUCCAGCACUUCCAGGCCAUGGUGAAAGCUUUGGAAAAAGAAGCCGCCAGCGAGAAGCAGCAGCUGGUGGAGACGCAUCUGGCCCGUGUGGAAGCCAUGCUUAAUGACCGCCGGGGCAUGGCCCUGGAGAGCUACCUGGCCACCCUGCAGGCAGACCCGCCACGGCCUCACCGCAUCCUCCAGGCCCUGCAGCGUUAUGUCCGUGUGGAGAACAAAGACCGUCUACACACCAUCCGUCACUACCAGCAUGUAUUGGCCGUGGACCCAGAGAAGGCGGCCCAGAUGAAGCCCCAGGUCAUGACACACCUCCACGUGAUCGAGGAGCGGAGAAACCAGAGCCUGUCUCUGGUCUACAAGGUCCCCUACGUCGCCCAGGAGAUUCAGGAGGAAAUUGACGAUCUGCUUCGGGAGCAGCAGGCAGACAUGGACCAGUUCACGGCUUCCAUCUCCGAGACCCCUGUGGACGUGCGUGUGAGCUCAGAGGAGAGCGAGGAGCUGGUGCCCUUCCACUCCUUCCACCCCUUCCCGUCCUUCUUGCCUGAGAGCGAAGGUGCAUAUGGCCAGUGGGGAGGGGUGACUGGUGGGCUGGGGCUUGUCUGCUCAAGGCCUUCCUGAGACCCUGUUUUGCUCAGUUGCCUGCUGGGAGCUGAGGCAUUCACUCACCAGCUUCACUCCAACUUCACCUUCUCACGCCUAUCUUUGGUGUUAGGAUACAGAGGUGGUCUCUGGGCCAAAGGAAGGGAAGGAUGCCCUGCUCACUGCCUUCCCAACUAGCUGGCACAAUUAUGGGGUCUCAAAGCAUCCGGUAUAAACAAGCUGUGAGGCCAGACCAGUGUGUGGAACCCGAUUCUGUUUAUUCACUGUUGCCCUGUAGAGAUGAUAAAAAUAGUGGCCGGCAGCAGGGAGCCCUGGGGUCUGUGCCAGUGACGGCCGCUGCCCUACGUAGUUGGAUGGACAGACAGAAACUCUGCAGUCCAGUUGACCCUCACUCAGAGGGACCCAGGGGUCCAGCAUCUGAUGAGGUGGAGUCAGGCCCACGCCCCUCACUGCCCCUAGCUGAAAGAAAAC